This is a messenger RNA of Cercopithifilaria johnstoni, 708 nucleotides long. The record is from the annotation of a GenBank genome assembly. NCBI's taxonomy places the organism in Eukaryota, Metazoa, Nematoda, Chromadorea, Rhabditida, Onchocercidae.
AUGUUGAAUGUUGUGGUAGAAUUGUUAAGGUUUGCAUACACAUUCUUGGAAGUCAUUCUCAAUUAUAUCUCCAAGCCAUCGCUUAUCAUUAAAAGCCUUUUGUGGAGCGCCGACAACAACUCUCAAUUUCAUCACCUUCCCAAUCAUCUCGCUGUCCUAUAUACCGAUAAGUGUGCCAUUUCACUUGAAGCUCUUAGUAAAUUGAUUGUUCGUAGUGCUCGUGCUGGUAUCACAAAAAUCACUUUAUACGAUCCAUGGUCCUAUAUUUUUUCAAAACGAGAGCUUCUGCGAAAGCUAACGCAUGAUUUUAUGCGUACGACAUGGUCGAAAGACCUUAUCGACGUGGAAUUUUACGAUUCUGACCAUUCUGUAAUUCAUCCAAGCUUCAUUCAUACUUCUGUCAAAAUUCUUGGCGUACGAGAUGGCAGGCAAUCCAUUGUUCGAGCUUGCCGAAAACUUUGUAUGGAGCGUGAACCGGCAGAUAUAACAAUUGAGCAAAUAUCAGAAUGUCUUGCUAAAGAACACAUUUGCGAACCGGAUUUCCUGCUCCAAAUAGGUAAUUUAGAAACAAUGGCGGGUUAUUCUCCGUGGGUAUUAAGGAUAACGGAAGUACUUCAGCUGAAAAGUCUUCCCAGUAACUUUUCACACCAACAGUUCCUUUCUUAUCUCCAGGAAUACUCAUCAAGAGAUCGUCGGGUUGGGAAGUGA